This is a messenger RNA of Drosophila subpulchrella, 3116 nucleotides long. RefSeq lists its product as uncharacterized. The transcript has 3 exons. The coding region runs from base 369 to 2657 and encodes 762 amino acids. Gene Ontology annotation, biological process: regulation of translational initiation. The record is from RefSeq and is a predicted model, not a curated record. Lineage: Eukaryota; Metazoa; Arthropoda; Insecta; Diptera; Drosophilidae. Gene Ontology annotation, molecular function: translation activator activity.
GCGACAGUGCCAUCGGUGCCACCACUAAUACACAACUAUAAAAGUCGUCGAAUAGCAAUAAUAAAUAGGAAUAGUAAGAGAUUUGUGCAUUUAAUUCCGUUCGUUAGUUGCGUUCCAAUCGACCGCGGGCCCCAGUGAGCUAACUGCACUUGCACCCGAAGCGGAAGCUGGGCGAAAAGGUGUUUAACUUGGCGUGCGCAUUUCGACACCUUUGUCAACGCUGAUUCUUAUUUGGUGGACCGACGACCAGUGCACACACACACAGAAGCGCGUACACACACAGGCAGUCAGGCAUUCAGAAGUGUGUGGAAGGGGCAGACAAACAACGGUGCGAUAACAACAACAAUCGGCAGUGAUCGCGGCGAGAAAUGGAAAUGGCCAACAACAUGGUCGGCAACAACAGCAGCGGGAGCAGCAACAACACCACCUACGGCAACAGCUACAACAACAGCACGGUGGACAGUGGGCACAGCUCGCAGGGGGGCAGUGGCGGCGCCGAGGGGGCGGGAACGGGGGCGCGGCUGCGGGACGUUUGUACCAUCCUAAACGCAGGCGCCGCCGCUUACCAAAUCCCAACAGGUGGCUGUGCCUACGACCACAUCAUCGCCCUGAUGCGGAACCUCGACCUGCAGGACGACGGCAUUGUGCUCAACUCCAAGAUCAAGACCAUCGAGACGGACUACUGCAACAUUGUGCGCGACGAGUCGAUGCUGUGCGAAUCCAUGGAGUACCUCAAUGACAAGGCGCUUAGCGAUGGUGACACUGCGCUGAAGUUCGCCCUGCUGUUCUCCUCGCGAAACUUCGACGCCCUGGCGAUGAAGGAGACGAAGGUGCGAAGCGCAAUGCUAAAGAUCCUGGAGACGAACUUCCUUAACGCGGACACAUACCGAUUGCACGACAAGAACCGUCUGUACAACUCGAUCACGCUGCUGGGCGAGUACUACCAUAGGGUUCGGCUGGCGGAUAAUGCACCGAUCACCAUUCUGGGCGAAUCCCUUCUGGACCUUCUCACCCGAGAGCUGAACGACACGUCGGUGGUGCUGGGGACUCGGAUCGCCCGUCUGGUGCUGUCGCAGAUCACGCUGAACGGAGAGAUCAUGCGCAAACGCCACAAAGCGGAGAUCGAUUUGCUGCUAUUCCACGUUCGCCGCCAUUUGAUCAUGCAGCCAGCGCUGACCGCCAAGGUGAAGGCCAUGCUGCUGAUGGUGCUGGACCUCUUCUACAGCCACUUCAAGCACAUCGGACACGACUUGGAGGCCAUGUACACCAACUUCUUGGUUGUGGAGGAUGGCGAGGAGGAUGGGGUCAACAACAAUGGCGCCAGCCAUCCCUCUGAAGACGGCCGCCCGCAGCAGCAGCAGCUCCAGCAUCAGCAGUCGGAGAACGGCAGUAGUGCCAACACCUCUGCCCAGGACCAGGACUCCUUCGAUCCCCCGCCGACGACGAAGAAGUGGAGCGAACAGGUUUGCGAGGACUCCUUCUGCGACAUUGGCUACGGUGAGGCGGACCAGGGCGACGACAGGUACUCGGAAGCGGGGGGUCACUCAUAUCCUGCCAACAACUCUGCUGCACUUGGCCACCGACGUCGCGGAUUUCAACCGCGCCAAGUACCGCGGCCUCUAAAGCCGCAGCAGCCACAACAUCACCAGCAGCAUCCACAACCACCCAGCAUAGACGCCAACUCCGACCAGUAUCCAUCCAUGGCCAGCAGCGAGGAUCGGGACGAGAGCAAGCCGCUCCCUAGCUGGCGGAAGACACGCUUCAACCGCAAUCACGACGGCGACCAGACCAACGGACGGUCGCGCGACCAACAGCGGCGGUUCAGCGUAAGCUGCGACGAUGAUCACCACAGCGUGCGCAGCGAAGGCGGCGGGAACCUGCGACUUUACAGCAUCCACGACCGGAGGAAACACUCGCAGGAGCGGAUCGAGCGCAACAUGUCUGGCGGCGGCAACUACAACAGCAUCGUCAACUCGAAUUGGGAUCAGCGGGAUCGCGACGAUCGCAGCGAGCGCUCAUACAUUAGUAACUACGAGCGAGGUAACAACUACAAGCGGAGUGGACGGUUCAACAACCGCAACACCUACGACAAGCCGCCGCGAUUUCAGAAGCAACAACAACAGCAGCAGCAACAACAGAUGCAGCAGCAACAUCAGGGAGGCCAUCAAAAAAUACACAGCGAUACCUGGCGGCGCUCCAACAACGCCAUAAACGUUGGCUAUCAGGAUGAAAACUGUGCGUACAACUCCAACGGACCGGAGUCGAAUAGUCGCAGCUCCUCGAGGGCUCGCACUCUGCCAAGACCGCCAAAGUCUCAAAUGGACAAGACUGGCUAUAGGUAUAACCAGAGUCCCACACAUGGAGGAGGCGGUGGUCCGCGAUUCCCGCGCUACAGCAGCCAGAGCAGUUUGGCCAGCGAAGCGUCUAGCUCGUUUGAUCGCCGACAGCAGACUUCGCCGCAACAUCAGCAUCAGCGGCAUCGCCAUUUCACGCGCCGCUCCCAGCCAGACGUCCAUCAGCCGCAGGGCGAGGACAACUGGCAGGCUCAGGGUGGUCAGGGCCAGGAGCAGCUACCCUCGGGUAAGGAGGAGAGCGAGCUGGUGCGGAAUGCCCAGCAGACCACCAAGUACAUGAACUAUCUGUCAGCCCAAAAAUGAAACAGACAAAUAGGUCGUCGUUAGGGCAGCAAAAUACAUUUGUAAACUAGUUAAUAUAGUUUAUAGAGUCAUCCCCAGCCACUUCCGCAUAUACUAAAACUGUUUUCAAGUCUGUUUAGAAGUUUUUUCGUUGUCCCAUGAAUUGUAAGCCGUAAUUGUAUCCUAAUGGAGGUGUAUAUCCACGUAGACUGUUUUCGUCUUCAACUGAGCUCAAAUGUUUAACCAAUUCAGCCCAAUCACAAAUCAGAUCCAACUCAAAUUCAGGCUUAAUUAGCAAACGAAAUACAACACAUGCAUGCAUUAUACAUCGGAUCCGAUCAAUUUGUAAAUACCAAUAAUUAUAUAUAUAAAUGUCUUAUGUAGUCACACACCACAUAACACUCCCACACAAAACACAGUCACACACUCAUUUUUAUAUUUAUAUAUACAAACUGUUUAGAAACUAAGUACAAAGUCAAU